This is a messenger RNA of Sphaerodactylus townsendi, 2915 nucleotides long. RefSeq names its product ferric chelate reductase 1 (gene FRRS1). Bases 102 to 1865 code for a protein of 587 amino acids. The record is from RefSeq and is a predicted model, not a curated record. The transcript is spliced from 16 exons. Gene Ontology annotation, molecular function: oxidoreductase activity, acting on metal ions. NCBI's taxonomy places the organism in Eukaryota, Metazoa, Chordata, Lepidosauria, Squamata, Sphaerodactylidae.
UGAGAAUUCUAAUUGCUAGCAAAGGGGAAAGUUUAGUUGCAAGGGCAGCGUGGCGUAAGUUAUGCUAAUACAAGCCAAGAUCGGUGUCUUCUGAACCUGGCAUGAAGAUGGAAUCUUGUGGAAUAGGACUUAUUGCCUGCCUACUUGCCUACUUUUCUAGUCCAUCAGCUGGUUACCCCAAUGGAAAAGUACAAGAGGUCUGUAGCAGUAUGGUACCCCUCCAUGGCAGUUCUUCACAACUGUUUCCAAAGCACAUCAUUGAAGUGAAUGUGACACAGUUUAGAUCGGGUGAUCAUGUGAAAGUGAGCUUGUCAGGGCCUGCAUUUGAAGGUUUCUUUCUACAAGCCCGCAGUGCCAAUAACUUAAGGGGUCCUGCUAUCGGCUCUUUUGUGCUAGCUGAUGGAAGGAAAUCUCAGCUCCUCACCUGUGGGCGUGUGAAGAAUUCAGCUGUUAGUCAUACAAGUAAAUCUAAGAAAACCCAUAUAGAUGCCUAUUGGAUUGCUCCUAGAGAUGCACCGGAAACAGUACAGUUUCUUGUCACUGUUGUAGAAAAAUUUAGAAUUUACUGGGUAAAAAUUCCUGGUCCUGUAAUUUCCCAGCCUAAGAUGACGACAAAAUCUAUUCCGACAUCUCCACCAAUUUCUAAUUUAACCAAACCAUUCAAUGCUUCGGACUGUGGCAAUACUAAGUUCUGUGUGAGAAACCCUUCAGACUGUGAUCCUAAAGUCAAAGAUUGCUUCUUCUUAGCCUUCAAACAAGACGAUAGUAUGAUGCUGGUUGAAAUGAGUGGUCCAGCUGAAGGCUAUAUUGCAUUUGCAUUGUCUCAUGACCAGUGGAUGGGUGGUGGUGAUGAUGCAUAUUUCUGCAUUAGUGACGACCAUAAUGUGGACAUGAAUACAGCCUCUCUGAGUGGACGCAGUUAUCCAGCCUUUGACUCUCAGAAUGCCCUUGAAGAAAUGUCGUGGAGGCUGGCUGAUGGCCUUAUUCAGUGUUCUUUCCAAAGAAAAAUUCAUCUUUCUGCUUUUCAAGGAAGAUUUAAUUUGGAUGCAGACUACUACAUAUUUCUGGCAGAUGGUGAAGUUAGUGAAGAUGGUGCCAUCCGUAAACAUCACAGACAGCCACUGAUGACCAACAGGAAAUACAAUGUUACAGGCUCACCAGAAGAUAUUGGGGGAUCCCGCUCUCCAUUCCUCAUCAAGGCACAUGGUGCAUUGAUGUUUGUCGCAUGGAUGACCACAGUUAACAUUGGUGUCAUUGUUGCCCGAUUCUUCAAGCCAGUUUGGUCCCAUUCAUUGUUGUUUGGAGAAGAGAUUUGGUUUCAGGUCCAUCGGAUGUUAAUGAUGGCGACAGUGUUACUUACAAGUGUAUCUUUUGUCCUUCCUUUUGUAUACCGUGGAGGUUGGAGUCAGCAAGCCAGCUUCCAUCCCUACCUUGGUUGUACAGUGAUGGCUUUGGCACUCAUCCAGCCCCUCAUGGCAGCAUUCAGACCACCUCCCCAAGCACCAAGAAGGCAAAUUUUUAACUGGCUACACUGGAGCACUGGUACAACUGCUAGAAUAUUAGCUGUGGUAACAAUGUUCAUGGGAAUAGAUUUACAAGCUCUCAAUCUUCCAAAUCCCUGGGACAUCUAUACCAUGAUUGGAUUUGUGGCUUGGCAUGUUGGCCUUGAUGUUCUUCUGGAGAUACAUGGCUAUUGUCUCAUUCGCAAAGUUGAAGUAUUAGAAGACGAUAGGAUACAAAUUUUACAGUCUCUAACCUCAGCAGAGGCAAAGGGCCAUACGUUUAAAAAGACGGUGUUAAUCAUUUACAUUUGUGGCAAUAUAGCAUUUCUUGUUACCUUCCUGGUACGAAUUGGACAAGUAUGACGACAAAUCUGACUAGUGUUUGCGAAAGAAUUAUGGAAUGGAGGACUGUCCAACUGAACUUCCACAGCAAAAAGACUGCACACGAGACUUUCACAUUCCAUUUCAGGAUUUAAGAAAUCAUGUAUGUGAGUGUAGUCCUCUUUUUCAACAUAGUGGUCUAAGGAUGAAACUAAAAUUUCUCUACAAAAGUGUACUUUUCCAACCCUACAAUGUUCUGCCUGAAUAUUCAUUGCAGCAGAACACUUUGUUCACACUGGGUGGCCUUUCCUGAUGGCAGAGAAUUCCAGAAGAAAGAUCUUCACUUGUGACCACUUGUGUGUUUUUUGUUUCCGAGCAACUUACUCAGUGAACUAGACUACCUCUUGGUCUUGCAAAUUUCAGCCUUGAUAAGUUUGAUCUGCAUUUCCUCCAAUAGAAAUCCACAUGCUGUUCAUAGUGCCUCUUCAUUUGUAGCUGUCUCUGUGAUGGUGUAGAAGGACAUGGGGGGCAUUCUUUGGUUUGUACUUUAGAAGAUGAAUGUAUGAUCCACACAUUCCCCUCUUUCACCCCAGGCACCUAUUCUGUCAAGAAACUAGACUUUAAAAUGAAAAGCUUUCAUGAGAAGUUCCUUUUCACUGCAACUCCAAGCGAGAACAGCAGGUGUUCAAGACAAUGGCUAUAAAAGAUGCCUUUGAUCACUGAGGAUUACAGGAGCCAUUAUCUCUGGAACAGAAGUGUAAGAGAAUAACGAUAGAAACCUUGCAGGUGCCCAAUAACAAUUAUAACUGUUUGUACCUCUCAUAUUUAUAUAUCCCCAUUUUUGUAUCAAUGCAAUUAUAUGGUUCAGAUUUUUUAAAUAUUUUCCGACUGAAGGGGCUUAAGGGUGACGAGGGACUCAGAAUUCUAAAUGUAAUUGUAACUGAACACAUACUCAAGUUUCCUGAAAUGUCCACCAUGAUUGUAAUGCUAAGUUGGCCUUCACCCUGAGUUGGAUUCUAUUGCUUCAAGUGUUUUUUUAAAAUCAUGUUAUAAUAGUUUGAGUUAUCUGAAUUAAAAAAUUUCUAUAUGGCA